UGGAAAUAUAGAUAAAAAAAAGGUUCAAAUAAUAUUUUGGUUCAGAAAAUAAAAGGGGAAUGGAGGAGAUGGAACGGCAUCGUUGACAAUACAAGAACUUCUCUUCUGAACUCAGCAGCAGCAAAAACUAAAAGAAAAGCAUGGCUAAAUGCUAAUGGGGUCCGCCACUGCGAAGGUUUCAGGAAAAUGCGCCCCUUGGCGUCGGUUGACCCAACGAUCGCUUACACGUUCGAUUUGAAUCAUUUCAUUUUCUGAAAUCCCAAAAGCCAUUUCUCCCAAAACUUCGCUCACUGAUCAUUCUCUUCUCUUUGAAGACACGCAUUGAGCACGUCAUUUCUGGGUAUCUUCUUCUACUGAUUCGUUCUGAUGGUUCAAAACCCAACGCCCAUAUGCCGCAUCUCUGUUUCUUCGACGGCCCAAGCUGUUCCCAAGAAGAUGAAAGACCAAUCCACUGUCUAUCCCAAGGUGAAGGUGAGGGAGGAGAAAGACCCCGAUGAUGAUCACCCUGCUGUAUACGAGCAGAAGAGAAGUUAUCUGUUGUCUCUGAAAGAUUUUGAAUCACUCUUCCUUGAAGACUCCUCCAAUUCUCCAGGAAAAGAGCAUCGUGUUUCUCCAUCAUCCAGUGCUCAAAUUCCAAAAGCUUGUAUUCCCAACGUAAUCGAACCAUCCCCUUCUGAAUCCCAAGAAAGGAGGUGUAAAACGGUUGAUGUUGUUGAGGAGGACAACAACAUAAAUACUAGAGCUAAUUCAAUCCCAAUGCCACGUGCCGUCGUAUCCAGCCCUGAAAAUGAUAUAAUGAUAGGGAAGAAAAACAGAAAAACAACAGAAAAACCAUCAGUUUUGAAGAACCACAAUUCAGUUCAGUCCAGACACGCACAGUGUAAGAUCAUGGCUAGCCACAGUGGCAAUGAAAAUCCAAUUACCACGAGGAAGUCCAAGGAUGCUGCGGAUAAUAAACGUCGUCAAGUUGGAAAGAGUGGUACGGUGAACAGGGGCAGCAGUUUCAUGUCAAAGAAAACUCCCUAGAAACAAGAGACCAAUCUCUCGGGUGAUAUCUGGCAUGUCAUAAACCUUCCAGUAGGCCAAAUAUAAGCCUUGAGUCGAUGCUUGCAUUGGAUAGAAGUAUCGUUGUGGUGCUGUGUCAAAUUGCUCAUCAAUGCAAAUGGGUUACUUGUUCAUACUAUAGCUUGGAAUCAACUUCCUCGCUAACAUGAAUUACUUUAUAUCCAUGUAGCCUGAGAUGUUUUGAACUUGAAAACUUGAGACCAAUGAAGUUCUAGUAACAGCCAGCAACACCUUUUUCACUUAUGUUGCUGUGAAACCAA
Messenger RNA from Momordica charantia (bitter melon), 1325 nucleotides. RefSeq lists its product as uncharacterized. The record is from RefSeq and is a predicted model, not a curated record. NCBI's taxonomy places the organism in Eukaryota, Viridiplantae, Streptophyta, Magnoliopsida, Cucurbitales, Cucurbitaceae.